CAAGUGGUGCUUUAUCCACCCUGUCCCGCUCUGGGUAAGAGGAAACCCUUAACUGCUCUGGCUCAACCAGCUUCACCCUUUUUCUCCUUUUCUCUCCCUGGAUUUUCACUCACGCCCGUCAAACGUGUGCACGCUCAGGACGAGAAUGGCAGCAUCAUCUGCGCAGAGAACUAACGGGCCUUGCAGAAUGUUGGCUUUGCUCCUCGUCGCCUCAGUCUUAAAUGCAGGAGUCAUGGCACAGGAAGAGGAAAUUGUCGCAGUGACGGUGCCAUUUGUGGAAACAGGCGUACGAGGAGACAUGUCUCCAAGGGCGACUGAAGCUCCUGAGUCAGAGGAUCCUCAAAUCCUGGUUUUCCCCAGCAUGGGCCCUGGAGUAAUGACCAAACAGACGACAGCAGCACCGACAACAGCAACAGCUACAGAACAGGCAGUAGCCAACAACGACAGCAACCCUGCAGCUCCAGAGGACACCGCAGAUGAGAACACUGAGUUCACAGUUGAUGUCCAUACUGACGCACCCAAAGUUGUGGAACCAGAGACCCAAGCACCUAUGCCUGCCAGAGGUGACGGCCCCGUCAACAAACCACAGCCCGUGCCUCAGGAUGAUGUUGUGUGUGUCAGCAAAGAGGCAGUCCAGGACAAAAACGCAGUCAAUCUGAAACUCAAGGCCUCCUCCAGCUGUAAAGACACCAAAGCGAAGAUUGAAAGUGUUCUGAAGGAGCUGUGUGGUGAAGACUGUAAGCUGGAUAUUUAUCAAGAGGACAACUCGGAUGAAAUCGUCGUAUCUGGAAAAUAUGUUGAAGAUGAUGUUGCAGGCAUGGCCAACAAGUUCAACAACGACAACAUCAAAGAUAAGACUGAUGUGAAGGAGGCUGUUCCUCGCUGGGGGAAGAACUCUAAGUUGGUACUGGUUUCCUUGCUGCUGACUGGCCUGUUGCUGGCUGCACUGCUGGUAGCUGGUUAUUACCUCAAGACCCACCACAAGAACUCCAAAGGCGUCAGACUGGCUGAAUCUUUCCAGGUGGAUGAGGAGAACCAGGCCAACACCCUGGUGUCUGUGGCCCCUCUACCCCAGGAGCCCCUCGACAAGCCGACGGUCAACGGUGAGUCUCCACCAGAAAACGGGACCAACCCUGCCCCCACCACUAACGGACACUCUGCCACCCAGACCCCAGUGGCUGACACGGAGAUGUGAAUCCUGACACCCCUGACCUCCUGUUCUGCCCAUCACCCACUGGGACACACUACCCACAAGCCCCUCUGCUGCCUCAGAGACUGUCCACACACUGAGACAAAUUCUGCAUGAAUCCACCAAAUACCCCCCCCCCUUCUUCCUCUGCUGCACCUCUCGUGAUGAUGACGACGAUGAUGAAGCUCAUGAUUAUGAUGAUGAAAUGACAAUGCCUGUAAUGUGAAAAGUUUGGGAUCACUGGCCUUCGCUGGUGUCAAGAGGAGCCUACAUAUGCUGUGUUUGGGACUGAGACUGCUCAGCAGGGCACCGGCUGGGAUUUGUUAGCCGCCCUGACUUGGGUCUAGUUGUAACAAUCACUGUAGAACCCCCAAAUAAUGCCAAAUAUGUGCUGUUGAUUCACGACGAAGACGCAGCGAAUGCUCUAUCAUUUCAAUCCACCAUUGUGGUGCAAUGAAACCAAUGAAGCCAGGCAGUUGAAAGGAGACCAGCUUUUGUACUGUUUUAAAAAGGACUGACGCUCACUGCUUGUUUUUUCUAUUUGAUUCAGGAAAUGGAAACAUUUUUUUUUUUUUUUGCCUUAACCUUGUUAAGACCUAUAAAGUGUAACAUGGGAAAGAAAGACGUGAAUGAAAGAGAUCCAUUGGUUUUGAAUUUACUGAAAGUUGGCUAUAUUUUCCUCACAGAUGGUCAAACAGUAAUUAAAAAACAGCCAUGUUUUGAUUUUCCUGAUGAUUUUCGAUAUUCAUCAGGAAAUGUUUGUUUUCAUAGUUGUUGUUUUUUUUUUUUGCCGUAACCUUGUUAAGACCUAUGAAGUGUGAGAUGGGAAAGAAAGAAAUGAAUGAAAGAGAUCCAUUGGUUUUGUAUUCACUGAAAGUUGGCUAUAUUUUCCUCACAGAUGGUCAAACAGUAAUUACAAAACUGCCAUUUUGCUUAAUUAUUGCUUGUUACCAUUGUUAUCAUUCUUCACAGAAACCAAAGACCAGUUGAUAUAGUGUUAGCAACAAAAACCAAAUUGAUAGAUAAGAUGGCAAGCAGCAAAUCUUUGGUUUCACUGAGGAAUGAAAUAAUGCUACCAGGCAUGCUAUUAGGGCUGUACCACCAGUACCAACACCAGGACUCUUAAAGUGAUGCUGAUACCAAUGUAGGACCUAACUUGAUACCUUUUUUCCUGCACUCUAAAAAAUUAUUCAUGGGGUCAGUGGAUAAAGCUUAAAACAAAGAAGUUUUUCAGCAUAAAUAAAGUCAGUUGACAACUUAUUUUAAGAAGUUGGUCAUAAGUAAAAACAUUUUUUAUGUAGGAUGGAAUAAAAAUAAACAAGUUAGAAUAUCUUAAAUAGAAUAAUUUGACCACUAAAUAUCACCACAACGUUUGGAUAAUAUUAAGUUGAUUCAACUUAAUGGUCAAAGCAAAUCACAUUGGUUGUACUAAAGUUUUUUUCAGAUUACAAAAGACUCAUAGGAUUCACUGUAUACGGCCACAGUUGGAACUCCUUAAAAAGAUGCAUGCAAAUAGUUAAUAAAAUAAUUUUUUAAAGUUGAACCAGUGGAUUAUUUUUUAGAGUGUACUUGAUUUGAUACCCAUCAUAUGAAUGGAGACAUUCAGUUGAGUAAAAUACCACCAGAUACCCAAAGGCAUGUGGUACAACCAUACUUUUGAAUGUUUUGGUGGCAUCUUGGCACGCUGAACUGCCAACUCUGUCAAAUACAACGUGGUCCCUUUCACCACACCACAGACUGUAUGGGUUGUACCUGCUGUGGCAGUGGGCCAAUCACACGUCGCAUUAAAGUGCUUGUAGUGACUGGCUGCAAGUAAAACCACAGUCUUUUUUUCUAGAUUUGGGUACAAAAAGGAGCAAAUGCAGGUUUGACUGGAGAAGUUUUGAUACUACUUGGUACUGGGUUAUUUCAGUCGAUACCUUCAAUGUGUUGAGUACUGAUACCGAGCCCUAUAAGGUGUUCAUAACAUGGAAAUGUCCGCUGAAAACUGUUGGUAUUUGUCUCAAUGCUUUAUACUGAUAAGCAUAAUGAACACCUAAACCUUGACAACCACUGACCUUUGGUCAAAGAUUUAUUGGGAUAGGUUGCAAGGUACAUUUCUCUUUCUGUAUUAGUGGUGAUUUUCAUGAUGACGUUAGUGUACAGUUUUUGUAUUAUUUUUUUGACAGAUGCAAACUUUUACUACUCUCACCACUGUCUUUUGGAGCGGUGAAGAGCAGCAGUGUUUUUUAGAUUCAGAGAAACAGAAAAAAAGACAAAAAACACCAAACAGACCGGGAGUUUUCAAGUUGCCGAGCUUGUAAACAAAAAUCACUGCCGUGAAAAUCCUUCACAACAUAAAGCAGGUUCAGCAUUCCCAAGAAUGCCUUUAUCUCCUUGUUGAUAUGAAACUUUUUUUUUAACAUCAGUGGUACACACUUUUAAGCUUGUCUUUUGAACAACUGGCUGCUUUCACGAUGUACUGCAUGUGUAAAUAAGCCUGCUUUCUCUGUUAGUAGUACCUGUGCCUGAUUCAUAAACUGUGAUUGUUGACAAUA
Molecule: messenger RNA, 3726 nt
Organism: Epinephelus moara (kelp grouper)
Lineage: Eukaryota; Metazoa; Chordata; Actinopteri; Perciformes; Serranidae
Product: hematopoietic progenitor cell antigen CD34
Exons: 8
Coding region: 146-1195 (349 amino acids)
Biological process (GO): cell adhesion
Cellular component (GO): membrane
Source: RefSeq, a predicted model, not a curated record